Monopterus albus (swamp eel) is the source of this 1185-nucleotide messenger RNA. Its product is annotated as thromboxane A2 receptor-like. The transcript has 2 exons. The record is from RefSeq and is a predicted model, not a curated record. Gene Ontology annotation, biological process: inflammatory response; positive regulation of cytosolic calcium ion concentration; adenylate cyclase-activating G protein-coupled receptor signaling pathway. Gene Ontology annotation, molecular function: thromboxane receptor activity. Gene Ontology annotation, cellular component: plasma membrane. Bases 67 to 1185 code for a protein of 372 amino acids. Lineage: Eukaryota; Metazoa; Chordata; Actinopteri; Synbranchiformes; Synbranchidae.
CUGACUGGUACUGUCUUUCCAUCUCGGAGUCAUCUUAAAUCAGUGAGCCUGCGCCCGCUGGCCACCAUGAAUGCCUCAGCACUGCCGCUCAGCAACAACACCCCGCUCUGCUAUUCCAUCAACAGCCCUCCUUUCAAUUACCACCCCACCAUCGCCUCGGCAUACUUCUCAUCCAUCUUCAGCACUUUGGGUCUCAUUUCAAAUCUUAUCGCCUUCGUUGUUCUCUUCAAGUCGUUCUGCCAGACACACAGCCAUUCACGUUCCUUCUUCCUGAUCUUCCUGGGUGGCUUAGUUGUCACUCACUUAAUGGGUCUUCUGGUCACAGGCUCAAUUGCAAUCUCUUUCCGUGUUACACACUUUAAUUGGCGUACAGUAGACCCCAACUGCCACUUCUGCAACUUCAUGGGCAUGUCCAUGGUUUUCUAUGGCCUGUGCCCACUGUUGCUUAGUGCUGCCAUGUCUGUGGUGCACUUUAUUGGCAUCAACCGUCCAUUUGCAUGCUCUGCCAGUAUGCCCAAGAGCUGGGCAAUCUCCAUGGUGCUGACAGUGUGGUUGAUUGCUGGCUGCAUAGCAUUGCUGCCCCUAACAGGCAUUGGGAGUUACCAUAUUAAAUUUCCUGGCUCCUGGUGUUUUUUCAACAUCAGCUCUAAGGGAAAUGACCUGGCUUUCUCCCUGCUCUUCUCUCUGGUCGGGCUGAUGUCUCUCACCAUGUCAUUUGUGCUUAACACGGUGAGUGUGGUGACCCUGAUCAAAGUGUGCUGCAGACAGGACAGGAACCAGCGGCACAGAGACAAUGAAGUGGAAAUAAUGGUUCAUCUCAUUCUGAUUAUCGUCAUUUGUUCUGUCUGCUGGUGCCCCAUACUGAUCUUUAUUGCACAAACUGUGCUGUCCAAAGCCUCCAUCCAGGUCAAACAACUACUGCUACGGAUAUGCUUCGCCACCUGGAACCAGAUUGUGGACCUGUGGGUAUACAUCUUGUUUCACAAGGGAGUUCUUAAGAGAAUCUACCCCUGCCUCAGCUGGUCCUGGGGUUCUAUCAUGACUUCGUACCCAUCUUUCAGUGACACUGUCCACAGGUUCACAUGCACUUCACUUGAGACUCUGGGCUCAGAUGGUGCAGAUGAGACAGAGAAAUCAAGUGUAAUGGCUCCUUCUACCUUAAAGCCAUCACCUCCUUCUUCAUGA